Molecule: messenger RNA, 777 nt
Organism: Manduca sexta (tobacco hornworm)
Lineage: Eukaryota; Metazoa; Arthropoda; Insecta; Lepidoptera; Sphingidae
Gene: mRpS10
Product: 28S ribosomal protein S10, mitochondrial
Exons: 3
Coding region: 212-733 (173 amino acids)
Cellular component (GO): mitochondrion; mitochondrial small ribosomal subunit
Source: RefSeq, a predicted model, not a curated record
AUAUCUUAUAACAAACGAAUGAAAAAAAUCAAUGACAGAUGUCAGAUUAGAACUUUUAUUUUAAGGUUAUAUUCUGUGGUUUAUAUACUAUAUAACAAAAUUGAUGAAAAAUAUCUUUAUAAUGAUGAAUAAAAUCUAAGCAAAACCAAAGUAUUUUGAGUAAUCAAAUAAACUUCUAUUUUAUCUAUAUAAUAAUCACAGUUGUUGCAAAAUGAACACAAUCAAGAGUAUAAUUCGUUCAGCGCCUCUUAUCCGACAUGCUAUUACGCCAAAUUACCUGAUACGGCCUCUGUCGACACCUGUGACUCCAAUAACAAAGGCAAUUGAAGAUGUGACUCCACCGGCAAUGGAACUAGACAAGCUGUACAAACGAGUAGAGUUGGAAAUGAGGGGCAUCGACCCGGCGGUGCUGCUCAGUUACUCCUGGUUUUGCGUGGCCGCAGCCUCGCAUCUGGGUAUAGAAGUCACUAAAAGUUGGGCACAAAGGAAGGCAGAUAAAGAAAGGCACACACUGCUCCGUUGUGUGCACAUUUACAAGAAAAACAAAGUCCAAUAUGAGAUUCGUACUUACUUUAGAUUCAUACAUUUACAAAGGCUCACUGGAUCCACUUGUGACACUUUUUUAGAAUACAUAGAGCGGAACCUUCCAGAAGGAUGUGCCCUUAAAGUCACCAAAGUAGAAUGUCUACCAUUGCCUGAACAUCUUACUCCACCAAAGGAGAACAAUGAAUAAUAAAUAGAAAUAGUGUUUAAUUAGAAUAAAUGGUUUAGUUGACA